Arachis duranensis is the source of this 1899-nucleotide messenger RNA. RefSeq names its product glucose-6-phosphate/phosphate translocator 1, chloroplastic. Gene Ontology annotation, molecular function: triose-phosphate transmembrane transporter activity; antiporter activity; phosphoglycerate transmembrane transporter activity. The coding region runs from base 332 to 1537 and encodes 401 amino acids. Lineage: Eukaryota; Viridiplantae; Streptophyta; Magnoliopsida; Fabales; Fabaceae. The record is from RefSeq and is a predicted model, not a curated record. Gene Ontology annotation, cellular component: membrane; Golgi apparatus. The transcript is spliced from 5 exons. Gene Ontology annotation, biological process: transmembrane transport.
AUUGCAGUACACUAACUCUGGUUUUUGCAUACACCGUUCAGAACUGCAUCAAGGUCAAAACCUAGAUCAUAAUAGAGUUUAAGAGAUUCUUAAAUACCAUCAUCAUCGCAUUCACAAAUCACAAGUGACAACAGUGUUUAAGGGACAGGGUCCGUGUGUGUGAGAGUUCAGUUCACGGUUCUGACACUGACACGCACAUAAAAACAGAUCCCUUGUUGCUUUUUUACUGUUUUGCCUUCAAUCAUUAUUUACAACAACAACAACCCAUUAAGCUUUUGAUCGGAAAGUUUAGAUUUUUAUCAUUUUUCCCCACCCCAUCAUCGAUCACACAAUGAUCUGCACGGUGAAACAACCCGGAAUAACAGGGAUCAGAGGCUCCGGGCUUGUUUUCCGUGAAAAGGGUUCAACCCGGGUUCAGUCACGGCGUCUUGUUUUGCCUUCCAUGAUCACAAGAGAGAAGAGAUCACAGAGAUCUCUUGUUUCGGUGCAAAAGCCACUGCACCUUUCUGCUGUUAUUGGUGGUGUUGGGAACCUUUCAGUGAGGCGUGAGAGGAGUGAGUUUGUGACUUGUGGUGCAUAUGAGGCUGAUAGAUCAGAGGUUGAAGGAGCAGGAGCUUCUUCUCCUAAGGUUCCAUCAGAGGCAGCUAAGAAGGUGAAGAUUGGGAUAUACUUUGCAACAUGGUGGGCUUUGAAUGUGGUGUUCAAUAUAUAUAACAAGAAGGUGUUGAAUGCUUACCCUUACCCUUGGCUCACUUCAACACUCUCACUUGCAUGUGGUUCUCUCAUGAUGUUGAUUUCAUGGGCCACAAGGAUUGCUGAGGCUCCUAAGACUGAUCUUGAGUUUUGGAAGACCUUGUUCCCUGUUGCUGUUGCACAUACAAUAGGACAUGUAGCAGCAACAGUUAGUAUGUCAAAGGUUGCAGUAUCAUUCACUCAUAUCAUCAAGAGUGGGGAACCUGCUUUCAGUGUACUGGUUUCCAGAUUUAUCUUGGGUGAAACCUUUCCGGUGCCGGUUUAUUUGUCUUUGAUUCCGAUCAUCGGUGGAUGUGCGCUUGCCGCUGUGACUGAGCUCAAUUUCAACAUGAUUGGUUUUAUGGGGGCUAUGAUAUCAAAUUUGGCAUUUGUUUUCCGUAACAUCUUUUCAAAGAAGGGAAUGAAGGGAAAUUCUGUCAGCGGAAUGAAUUACUACGCUUGUUUAUCUAUGUUGUCAUUGGUAAUUCUCACACCAUUUGCAAUUGCUGUGGAGGGGCCACAGAUGUGGGCAGCUGGAUGGCAAACCGCCCUCUCGCAGAUCGGACCUCAGUUUAUAUGGUGGUUGGCGGCUCAGAGCGUAUUUUAUCAUCUGUACAAUCAGGUGUCCUACAUGUCUCUAGAUGAGAUCUCUCCUUUGACAUUUAGCAUUGGAAACACCAUGAAGCGUAUAUCUGUUAUAGUUUCUUCAAUCAUUAUCUUCCAUACACCAGUUCAACCCGUCAAUGCACUCGGAGCUGCCAUCGCUAUCCUUGGAACCUUCUUGUAUUCACAGGCAAAGCAGUAGGGUGCAAACUGCAAAGAAGUUAAGAAUACUCCAAGGACUCUUUUUUUUCACCUCUAUCAAACUCAGCCAAUUAUGAGAAUGUUGGUUUUGAAUGGCUUGAUUUUGGUAAGACUGGAUGAUCCGGCUAUUUCUCUAUUUGUGUAUAUAGAUAUUAAUAAUGAUAUUAUUAUUUGUCUUUUUUUUUUUCAAUUUUAUUUUGGGGGGAAGAAGGGUGGUUUUUUCAGUUUCUGCAUCAUCAUCAUAAGUUGGAGGAAUCCAAGUUUAUAUUUCAUGUAGUUUGAGAAUAUUUUCUCAAACACACUGCUUUAUAAUAUGGAAUUUUUAAUAAUCUUAGUAUGAUGCUAUUGAUAUGAUUUGCAUAA